Siniperca chuatsi (mandarin fish) is the source of this 893-nucleotide messenger RNA. Its product is annotated as myosin regulatory light chain 2B, cardiac muscle isoform-like. Lineage: Eukaryota; Metazoa; Chordata; Actinopteri; Centrarchiformes; Sinipercidae. Bases 120 to 569 code for a protein of 149 amino acids. Gene Ontology annotation, molecular function: calcium ion binding. The transcript is spliced from 6 exons. The record is from RefSeq and is a predicted model, not a curated record. Gene Ontology annotation, cellular component: cytoplasm; mitochondrion.
GCGUUAAUGGCAACAAUUGGCUCACUUUUAAUGUACAAGCAGUCUCUCUCAAAUUCUCCCAUCAGGCAUCGAAGAAGGCGAAGAAGAAGACGGCCGACUCAGGCUCCAAUGUGUUCAGCAUGUUUGAGCAAUCACAGAUCCAGGAGUUCAAGGAGGCCUUCACCAUCAUGGACCAGAACAGAGAUGGUUUCAUUGACAAGGGGGACCUGAGAGACACAUAUGCUGCUCUGGGUCGUCUCAAUGUUGGCAAUGAUGAGCUGGAUGAGAUGAUGAAGGAGGCUUCCGGCCCCAUCAACUUUACCAUCUUCCUAGCUAUGUUUGGCGAGAAGCUCAAAGGAACUGACCCCGAGGAAACAAUCCUCAACGCAUUCAAGAUCUUUGACACUGAAGGAAAAGGCGUCCUAAGAGGAGAGGACAUCAAAUACCACCUUAUGUCUCAGGCAGACAAGUUCACCGAGGAUGAGGUAAACCAGAUGUUCACAAACUUUCCCCUGGAUGUUUCUGGAAACUUGGAUUACAAGAACCUGUGUUACGUUAUUACCCAUGGAGAGGACAAGGAGCAGGAGUGAAACAGUCAAUAACAACCCUCAAAUCACUUGCCAUCUGAGACUCUUCAACCGAACAUCAUCACAUUUUGUCUUGUUUCACCCACAACUUUCACAAUAAAAGUUUCAUAAGAGUCAUGUGUUCAUUGCUACUGUAUGACCUGGUUUAUAUGGCAUUUAAUCAACAUACUACAUACUCUGGCUGCCAUAUUCAUCAGAAAGAAACACAUGCAGUACUGCUACGUCGUUCCCAAUUCUACAUGAAGUAGAGAUGUCCUGAUCAGAUACUUCCCGAUACUUAUAUCUAUCUAAAUGUUGAUUAAAUAUAUUUCUGACACAUUCAACAGC